This is a messenger RNA of Stereum hirsutum FP-91666 SS1, 2146 nucleotides long. RefSeq names its product actin-like ATPase domain-containing protein. The transcript has 22 exons. The record is from RefSeq and is a predicted model, not a curated record. Bases 20 to 1936 code for a protein of 638 amino acids. Lineage: Eukaryota; Fungi; Basidiomycota; Agaricomycetes; Russulales; Stereaceae.
GUCGACCUCACCUCCCCCGAUGCUUCCGCAAUUCAAUUCAUUUGGUGGAGACGCCCAGCCUCAGCCUUUGUUAGAUACCUCUGCAAUGUCGCCACCUUUCCAGGACAAUCUUCUCCGACCAAGUGCGACCUAUCCUGGAAGUACAGGUUCUAGAUCCACCAUGUAUAACCCACAAGCCAUCUCGGUCAUGCCGUCUUCGAAUGUAGGGUUUAACCCACCAUUAUCCGACGAGGGGAAGAUGUCUAUUUCCAUCGAUUUCGGUACAACCUUUUCCGGUGUGGCCUAUGGCUCAUCCCGGAUAGCGGGUGGUCAAGUGCAACAGAUCCUACACUGGCCGGGCUCUCUUGAGACUUUCCGAAAGGUUCCGACGACCCUGCUGUACGAUGAUAAGGGCCAAGUGCUUGCCUGGGGAUUGGAGGCAAAGAAUGCGAGUCCUUUCCCAGGGGCGGUGAAGUGUGAAUGGUUCAAGCUCUUUCUCGAGCCACACGCUUUGCGGGAUGAGUCUACCAUCGACCCACGUUUGCCUCAAUUACCGGUCGGCAAACGGCCGGUGGACCUCAUUAUCGACUUCUUGUACUGCAUGUGGGAAUACGCGAAAGAACAGAUCCAUCGAGAGAUUGGUGCCGUCGCUGACCUCGACUCCGCGGACGUGUGGCUGACUGUCCCUGCGGCAUGGGAUGCUAAAGGGUGUGAGCUCAUGAGAGAAGCUGCGAUCACUGCCGGUCUCGUCCACUCUAGUCGUGCAGGGGAUAGGGAUUGGCGCGAUCGAUUGCGGAUUAUCACAGAGCCCGAGGCAGCCGCGGUACACUGUGCACACCUUACAAAUCUGCACAAAUUGAAACCGUCACAAACGUUCAUGAUCUGCGAUGCCGGAGGUGGUACAGUCGAUCUUGCCAUUUAUAAAAUUCUUGGGCAAAUGACCAAUCUUGAGAUUGCCGAAAUGUGCGCUCGUAGUGGCUCCAACUGUGGAUCACUAUUCCUGGACUUAAGAUUUCGGGAGCUGGUAAAAACCCUUCUGGCUGACCACCCAGCACAUUUGGAUGCUGCGAGUCUGGCGUUUUUCAUGCAUAAUUUUAGCGAGACGGACAAGCUCGCGUACAAAGGCGAACGUGAUGAUAAAACAUUCUUCUCGUUCACAUGCUUUAACACCGAGGACCCAGACGAUCCGAGUGUUGGUUUGAUCAAUGGUGAACUCUCCAUUCCGGGCAACCUCUUACGCCGUGAGGUUUUCGACCCGGUCGUCAACCAGGUUCUCGAGCUGAUCGAGGAGCAGACGAAGAGAGUCGAGCGGAUCGAUGCGCUGCUCUUGGUGGGAGGCUUCUCUGGUAGCGAGUAUCUAUUCCGCCGGGUGGAGGAACAUUUUGGACCGAGGAUAAAGGUCAUCGCUCGCCCGUCCGAUGCCGAUACAGCCACACUCCGAGGGGCUGCACAAUACGGACUUGCGAAGAGGCCUCUUGUUUCCAGUGUUGUGGCUCCACGGUCUUAUAUCAUGAAAGUCAAGCUGCCAGCUGAACAAGAGGACCUCAUGAAGCGACCUGCCUAUAUCACACAGAACAACGCUGGGAUCCCCAUAUGCGAGAAUCGGUUGCAGUACCUCGUAGCGAAAGGAGCGAUCUUGAGGAAGGGACAAAAAGUCAGGACCAAAUUCUGCAAGUAUUCUCAGAGCCCUCAAGAUCGCAUCUUCGUGGCCACGCUGUAUACGUCAGAGAGUGACAAACUCUUCAGAUACACUGACGAGGGUGAAACAGUCGAACUGUGCAAGUGGACGGUCGAUAUCUCGUCCUUGCCCUCUUUCCAGGAGAACGCCGGUAUAAGGCCCAACGGCUUUUAUACAGACUUCGAACUUGGGUUGGAACUUGAUUCCGCGGAAGUGAGAGGUAUCUUGUUGUAUGAAGGGACCGAGUGGGGUCGAGUAGUGUUCGACUUCCUUACCUGACGGGUCUUUCCGCCUCUCUUUUCUUCUUCUUGGCUUUUUGCAUGGGCAGAUGCUUUUGUCCUCUUGGAUAUGUGAUCCACUCGAGAUGGUACGGUGAUAUCACCCAUUUCAGAGCCUUCAUUUCAGGAUAAUCUCGGACAGUUGCGAACGAUGCAGCAAUCGUGCAGCCGAAUCGGAACUGUAUAUAGACGUAGUUGGACAUGUCGGUGC